This is a messenger RNA of Gastrolobium bilobum, 1929 nucleotides long. RefSeq names its product rhodanese-like domain-containing protein 4, chloroplastic. The record is from RefSeq and is a predicted model, not a curated record. The transcript is spliced from 8 exons. Bases 151 to 1509 code for a protein of 452 amino acids. Lineage: Eukaryota; Viridiplantae; Streptophyta; Magnoliopsida; Fabales; Fabaceae.
AAGCUUACCCUUACUUCUUCUCUCUCUCCAGUUUCUUCUCAAACAAGAUCACUUCCACACAAGGAAGCAAAACUAGCAUCAAUCCUUUUGGGUUUGCAUUUCUCAUGGUGUACUUCAAACUUUGAGUGUCUGUGUUAUAGAAUUAACACUAUGGAGGCCCUCAAUGCUGUUGGAUUGAACCCUCUAUCUGUUCUUUCUGAUAGAAGAAAACAACCCAGAAAAUUCCCUUCACUGCCCACAAUUUCUGCAUGCAAAGUUACAAACUUUUCUAGUUUUAGCAACAGGAAACAGGCACUGCAAGAGCGGUUAUCAAGGGGUUUGCAUGAGGGUCUAUUUCUUGCAACUUCUUCAGUUGUAAAUGGUGGAGUUGCUAGAGCUUUAACUUAUGAGGAAGCAUUGGGGAAAUCUUUGAGUGCACCUAGUUCUGGGGACUUUGAUGCAAAUGGGUUUGUGGAUAGUGUUAUAAGUUUUGCAACAGAGAACCCAGCAAUUCUUGCUGGAGGAGUAGCUGUUUUGGUAGUGCCACUUGUUUUGUUUCAGGUUCUGAAGAAGCCUAAGCCAUGGGGUGUUGAAUCAGCCAAAAAUGCAUAUGCAAAACUGGGUGCUGAUGGAAAUGCUCAAUUGCUUGAUGUAAGAGCACCUAUAGAGAUUAGACAAGUGGGUACCCCAGAUGUUGGGGGUCUGAGGAAGAAACCUGUGUCAAUAGCUUACAAGAGUGAUGAUAAGCCAGGGUUCUUAAAGAAGAUUUCAUUGAAGUUCAAGGAACCAGAGAAUACCACAUUGUUCAUUCUGGACAAAUUUGAUGGGAACUCUGAACUGGUUGCAGAGUUGGUCACCUUUAACGGAUUUAAAGCUGCAUAUGCAAUUAAGGAUGGUGCUGAAGGACCACGAGGAUGGAUGAAUAGUGGUCUUCCUUGGAUAGCACCAAGGAAAGCAUUGAGUUUGGAUUUUGGCAAUCUGACAGAUGCUAUCACUGAUGCAAUAGGAGAUACCUCUGAUGGCUUGGCUGUUACUCUUGGGAUUGCUGCAGCUACUGGACUCGGUCUAUUAGCUUUUUCUGAGAUAGAAACAAUUCUCCAACUUGUAGGAUCUGCUGCACUUGUUCAGUUUGCAAGCAAGAAGCUUCUAUUUGCUGAGGACCGAAGGCAAACACUACAACAGGUUGAUGAGUUCUUGAACACCAAGGUUGCCCCUAAAGAGCUUGUUGAUGAAAUACAGGAAAUUGGAAAGGCUCUUCUACCAGCCUCCACCAAUAAUAAGGCUCUUCCUGUUCCAACAGAAAAAAGUCCAGAGCUUGAUGCAGCUGAUAGCACCGUACAGAAAGCUGAAGCUACUCCUGACAGUGUCACCGAGUCCAAAGUAGAUGCUGUAGCAGCACCUGAAAUAAACUCGGUGCCCACAACUGAAAAUAAGGCAGAAUCACUUCCUGUGCUACCAAAACCACUUUCACCAUACCCAUACUAUCCAGAUUACAAGCCUCCAACAUCUCCUACACCUUCACAGCCUUAGAGCUUCACUUGUUUUAAUCUUGAAGAUAAUUCUAUAGCAGGCAAAUCAAUACUCUGAAAUAUCCACCACGCAUCAAGAGCUUACUUACAAAUACUAUGAUCUAUAUUCCUGUCAGAAAGUUUUCAAUGUACAUGCAUCUUAGGUUGGAGAUAAGAUCCAUGUCACAAGUUGUAUAAUUUAUAGUCUGUUAUGAUUAUCCUUCCAUUUGUGCUACUCCGUACACUUUUUGUACUCGAUGGAUUUGUUGGAGAGGUAGUUGUCUUAGUUAACAUUGUACUCAUAAUAGUAGUUAUGUUGGGAUUUAUUGUAACAUUGCCUAUUUCAGUUUUGGAGUAAGCAAAAUAAGAUUUUAUAUAUGCAAUUCAUGGAGUUUGUGACAUUAGGAUAUCUGAGAUGAUUUUAAAUUUUCAUAGACAAAUC